Triticum urartu is the source of this 3239-nucleotide messenger RNA. Its product is annotated as putative disease resistance protein At1g50180. Lineage: Eukaryota; Viridiplantae; Streptophyta; Magnoliopsida; Poales; Poaceae. The record is from RefSeq and is a predicted model, not a curated record. Gene Ontology annotation, biological process: defense response to other organism. Gene Ontology annotation, molecular function: ADP binding.
GCUCCUCAAUCAGACGAUACCUAGCAUACACACUCGCCCACCCAGUUAGCUAGCUACUCUACAAGCUCCGGCCACCGCUCGACGACGACCCGAGACGCGGGGAUCCAGCUGAAGCAGAUCGAAGACCCUCCAGGCUCCGGCCGGUGACGCUGGUCGAUGGCAUCGUCCUUACACUAAAGGUGGCUUAAUUCGAGUCACACUCACACAAGAGAAGAAAAUUUCUCCUACUCAAGGAGAUCUGAGCAAGGUGGCGGCAAUCGAGCUGAAGGAGAAGACCCUCCUGCUGCCGGCUGGUGCCGGUACAUCUCUGCCCGCCAUGCUAGCUAGUUAGCUAGUGGUAGCCAAGUGGAGUGACUGCACAAGAGGCUGCUGUCUCUGACCAAGCACACAUAUAUUUCCGUCUCUAAAGGAGCUAGCAAUCAAUGGCCGAGGCUGCUGUUACUGUGGUGCUUGGAAACUUGAGCAAUCUUGCAAUCCAGGAGACCACGUUCUUGUGUGCAGUCACCCUUGAAGUGGGGCUCUUGAGAGCUGAGCUGGUGAGGUUGCAGGCCUACCUCAAAGACGCUGACAGCAAAUGGAGGUCAGGAAAUGCAAGAGUUGCUGUCUUGGUGAGCCAGAUCAGAGAUGUGGCAUAUGAGGCUCAGAAUGUCAUCGAAGCUGCAGAUUACAUGGAGAAGAGAAACAGGCUCAAGAGGGGAUUCAUGGGUGCUAUCUCAAGGUAUGCUCGCCUGCCGAGUGACUUGGCCACCAUUCGUAAGAUUGGUGUUGAAAUUCAGUGUGUAAGGAGAAAGCUCACUGAGAUUUUUGCAAGUGCGGAUAAUUUGAAAAUUGAUUUGGCUGACACGGUUGUAGUGGUGGAUGAGCUUCCACAGGAUUUCAGUCAUAUGCACCACAAUUCUGAAGAUGAUGUUGUCAUGGUUGGAUUCCAGGAUGAGCACAAUGAAAUAGUGGACAAAUUAGUUGACAGUGAGAAGAUGCUGAGUGCUGUGUCUAUAGUUGCCAUGGGUGGAGCGGGGAAAACCACACUCGCAAGAAAAGUAUACACUUCAUCCAGAGUCAAAGACCACUUUGACACGGUUGCUUGGGUGACCGUAUCUCAAACGUUCAAGGGCAUCAAGUUACUAAAGGAUAUUAUGAAACAAAUAAUAUAUGGCAAAGAAGGCUGUAGAGAAAUUGAUGAAAUGGAUGAGUACCAGGUGGGAAAGAAGAUCCAUGACUUCCUCCUGCAUAAAAGGUACCUGGUAGUUCUCGAUGAUGUCUGGGAAACUGACACAUGGGAGCAGUUGAACACAACAGUUAAUGCCUUUCCAGAUGCAUCUAAUGGUAGUAAAGUACUGUUAACUACACGGAAGGAAGAUGUUGCAAAUCAUGUUCAGAUGCCAACCCAUGUUCAUCCAUUGAAAAAGUUAGAUGAAGAGAGGAGUUGGGAACUUUUUAGUAGGAAAGCUCUACCAUCAUAUAGAAGGUCUGUUAUGGAGGAUGUGGAUGAGUUUGAAAAACUUGGAAGAAAGCUUGCCAAGAAAUGUGAUGGAUUGCCUCUUGCACUUGCAGUAUUGGGUGGUCAUCUGUCAAAGAAUCUAAAUACACAAGCAUGGUCAUAUAUACUAUUGGGUUGGCCAUCAAACAAGGAUACACAGAGGAUGCGAGACAUACUAGCUCGCAGUUACAAAGAUCUGUCAAGUCAUUAUCUAAGAUCUUGUUUUCUCUAUCUUGCUGCUUUUCCCGAGGAUUUUGUAAUAAUCGUGUCAGAUCUUAUUCAGUUAUGGAUAGCAGAAGGCUUCAUUCCCCAUAUACCAAACCAUAAACCAGAACAAAUAGCACACAUGUAUGUAACCGAGUUGGCUCAAAGAAGUCUUGUCCAAGUUGUUGACAGAAGCAAGGGACACAGAUGGAUUGAGAGAAUACAACUUCAUGAUAUCUUACGUGAGUGGUGCAUAGAAGAAGCAAGACAAGAUGGUUUUCUUGAUGUCAAUACUGAAAUUACAGGCCAAGUUAGUGCAUCAUCUUCUAAUACCCAGAAAUUCUAUCGCUCCACUCUCCAAAACUCUGGUGAUCUGUUUUUACAGACAACACUCGAUCUACGAACUCUCAUUGGCUUUCAACUUUCAUCAAUACCCAAGAUGAGUUUUCUACGAGUUCUUCACAUUGAAGAUUCAAGCUUAAGUGGUGCCUCUAGAAUAAUCUAUGGGUGCAUUAACCUUAGAUGUCUCAGGUUGAGACGGUGUUCCGGUUUCGCGCUCACUUCUUCAAUUAGAAAACUCCUGUAUCUGCAAACUAUCGAUUUGGCAAGCACAUGGCACUCAAGCAAGAAUCUCAUGCCAAAAUCCUUCUGGCGUAUCCCGACCCUACGGCAUGUUUACCUUAAUGACGGGUUUCCGCCACCUAAGAGGAGUGUUCACCAAAACAACCUUGAGACCUUCGCCGUUCAAAUUCUUCAUAAUAACAUGGUCAAGUUUGUGAGCCAAAUGACAAAACUAACAACCUUAUCCCUUUGUUUUACCUAUGAAGCUAAGGACUUGUUGUGUAUAUUUGCGAACAUGCCUCACCUAGUUCAUCUUACCAUUGGUCGGUUCCCUCAUUUUCUUGGGCACCGCAGUUGUGGUUACAUUAAAGAAGACCCGAUGCCGAUUCUGGAGAAGCUUCCUUGUCUUGUGGUGUUGAAGCUAGAGGGUUAUCAAGGCAGAACAAUGUCCUGCUCUACCCAGGGAUUUCCUCAAUUACGAGAGUUAGAACUUCAUAUGUCUAAAAAUUUCACUGAGUGGAGCAUGGAGGACGGAACAAUGCCAAAGCUCUCCUACCUGAAACUUCAUGACUUCAAGCGGAUGAGUAGGCUCCCCGAGGGGUUGUUACGCCUUCCCUCCCUCAAGUGUCUGAAGAUGGAUUACAUGCCCUUGAUGUCCGGAGAAGACAGCACAGUGAAGGAGCUGCGACAGAAAGGGUGCCAGGUAGCACUACACCUCUUGCCAUCCUUGCAUUUUUUGUUUGUUUGAUUUUACUACUACAGCUAUUGUUUGCUUGUAAUUACAGUUUCAGGAUCCAGUGCAUUUACCCAAGCUAUUUACCUGUAAGCUGGAUGGACCGAUUGGUGUCCUACCUGAAUCUAUGUAUCUCGUUUUUAUCAAGUACUGUACUAUGCACUAUGUGUUUUCCUGAAUCCAAUGUAACAAUAAGAAUAUGUAGCAUCGGUUAGGCCGAUGCUUCAAGACAGCGUUGUAAUUGUACUAUUCUCUGGUGAUUCA